AUCGUAGUGCAGUGGAACAGUAUGGCCGAAUCGAUAUCGAUCGCCGUAUUGAAUAUUCGUGCAUACAGUACAUGCGUGAAUGCAUGGAAUUUCCGGACAGAUUUUCAGCUGGUUUGUGUAUAAUUUUUUAAUGUGUUCACUGCUGCGUGUAAGUGCUCGUAAGCUAAGCUUAACAGAACCGGACGUUCUACGGGCACCUACGGGAGCGCAUGAGCUUCUCGUGGAAAUGGAAGCAUUUCCAGAACAAACUGGAUAAACGCGCCGCUCAGAAAGAGUACGGCAAGGGACGGAUUUGUUGCGGCAAUAAGGUUUUAAUUGUGGGCGCUGGACCGUGCGGCUUGCGAAUGGCCAUUGAAGCAGCGCUGUUGGGCGCCAAAGUCGUUGUCGUGGAGAAACGCGACCGGUUUUCCCGCAAUAAUGUCCUGCAUUUGUGGCCGUUUGUGAUCACUGAUCUCCUCCAACUGGGUGCCAAGAAAUUCUACCCGAAAUUCUGCAGCGGAAACGUCGAUACAUACAUAUAUACAUAUGUAUACAUACAUAUACAUAUGUACGCGCAACACUGGGAUGGAUGCAGAAAUGCGGUACACAUUAAAGGCGAAUAAAACCGAGAGACGCAUGACGUUUUUUUUUCUGUGCCCGUUGUACGUUCAGAGAUACAGAUUUUAUGGAAGUUGAAAAGCUGUUGCAUCGCGAUAACGUCGACAGACAGGCGCUCAACAACUACGCGCUGGAAGCCGCCAAAUUCUCCACCGGAAACCGUCUUCCCGCUUAUGAUUUCGC
Molecule: messenger RNA, 780 nt
Organism: Paramacrobiotus metropolitanus
Lineage: Eukaryota; Metazoa; Tardigrada; Eutardigrada; Parachela; Macrobiotidae
Product: F-actin-monooxygenase mical2-like
Exons: 4
Coding region: 210-602 (130 amino acids)
Molecular function (GO): oxidoreductase activity
Source: RefSeq, a predicted model, not a curated record